CACCAAAAUAUCAAUUUCAUUUGCUCGUGAGAAUGUUCCCCACCAAUCAACCAUGGCGAAACACACUAUGUUUUUCUUCUUACCCUUUUCCAUUUCUUGGUAAAUCAGUAUUUUAUUUGUUCUUAUUUGUCUAUUCCUUAAUCUCAUCGGCCAUAAAAUUAUGUGGGUUUAUAAAUCUUGAUAGCAAAUCGUCACACAGUUUCGUUCCAAACUUCAACAACAGAAUCUUGGAACCAGAGUUGCCAUGGAUGCUUCAUCAUCACCUAGUUAUGAGCAAAUGCAAGUGCAAAAGUCGGACUCAGAUGGGCCAUAUCGGCUUCUAUAUUGUUCGGGUAAAGGCAACAAAUGGGGUGUGAUGCAAGAGCUUGAAAAAGGAGUAGAACCGAAUGUAGGAGAUUAUGAUAGAAGAACAGCACUUCACUUAGCUGCUUGUGAAGGCUGCACUGAAAUCAUUCUUUUACUUCUUGAAAAAGGAGCUGAUGUCAACUCUACUGACCGUUGGGGUCGCACACCACUUUCGGAUGCACGUAGCUUAGGUCACUUGGAAAUAUGUAAAAUCCUCGAGGCACAUGGAGGACUUGAUCCGGUUGGACUCGAUUCCCAAACUCCAUGUUACCAAAUUCAUUACACAGAAGUUCGCAUGAAGGAAUCAAUUCUUAUUGGCGAACAGGGUGCGUAUGGUGAAGUUUAUAAAGUAAAAUGGCGUGGCACAGAAGUCGCUGCUAAAACAAUCCGGUCUUCAAUUGCGUCAAGCGAAACUGUGAGGAAAGCGUUUUUGAAAGAACUUGAGUUGUGGCAAACGCUGCGACACCCAAACAUAGUGCAGUUUCUUGGUGUCUUGAAGGACUCGGAUCGCUUGAUUUUCCUAACCGAGUAUUUAAAAAAUGGAAGUUUGUAUGACAUUCUAAAGAAGAAAGGAAGACUUGAUUCAUUGACAGCUGUCUCUUAUGCUUUGGAUAUUGCAAGGGGUAUGAAUUAUCUUCAUCACCAUAAACCUCAUGCUAUAAUACACAGGGAUUUGACCCCAAGAAAUGUAUUGCAAGAUGAAGCUGGGCGUCUUAAAGUGACAGACUUUGGGUUGAGCAAAAUUGCACAGGAGAAAGAUGUUUAUGGUUACAAAAUGACUGGAGGAACUGGAUCAUAUCGGUAUAUGGCUCCUGAAGUAUAUCGGCGAGAAUCUUAUGGCAAGAGUGUUGAUGUUUUCUCGUUUGCUUUGAUUGUUCAUGAAAUGUUUCAAGGAGGACCAUCAAAUAGAGAAGAACCACCCGAGCAUGUGGCGGAUAAACGAGCAUAUGAGGACUCGAGGCCGCCUUUAUCUUCAUAUUUGUAUCCGGAGCCCGUAAGGAUGCUUCUUAAAAGAUGUUGGCACCGCAAUCCUGACGCGAGGCCAAAGUUUGAAGACAUAAUAACAGAACUGGAGAAGAUUUUGGAGAAUGAAGAAAGUAAAGUGGGCAUUAGGUUUUGCUCUUGCUUUGUCAUCGUAUGAAAGCUGAGCUACUUGUUACACUUACACAAAUAUACGUAUAUGUAUGCAGUAUAUAUGCAUACUUUUGUAUGUUCUUCAUGUCGGUUUAUUGCGUUGGUAUAUAUUAUGAUAUGUUACGUGUAAUAUG
Molecule: messenger RNA, 1613 nt
Organism: Lactuca virosa
Lineage: Eukaryota; Viridiplantae; Streptophyta; Magnoliopsida; Asterales; Asteraceae
Source: the annotation of a GenBank genome assembly